This is a messenger RNA of Colletotrichum godetiae, 1128 nucleotides long. RefSeq lists its product as uncharacterized. NCBI's taxonomy places the organism in Eukaryota, Fungi, Ascomycota, Sordariomycetes, Glomerellales, Glomerellaceae. Gene Ontology annotation, molecular function: oxidoreductase activity, acting on the CH-OH group of donors, NAD or NADP as acceptor. Bases 162 to 1034 code for a protein of 290 amino acids. The transcript is spliced from 2 exons. The record is from RefSeq and is a predicted model, not a curated record.
GCAGAUUACAGACCGCCGAUAGAAGUACUCCCUUACUUCACGCCGCUCAAGCCCUCAAGAUACAUAACACCCUGAUACUACCCAUCUGAGAUUGGCAGAGUUGAACAGUCGAUGCUUCUCAUUACAACAUCUCAGAAGACGCUCUCUUCCAUUCAGUAAAAAUGAAAUACACUCUCCCGAAUGCCCAUGUGGGAGAACAAGACUUGGCAGGGAAGUUUGCUAUUGUCACCGGCGCCUCCAGAGGUCUGGGGCGCGGCAUAGCCUUCCACCUCGCCUGCCGGGGCGCGAGCAUUUUAGCGACAUGCUCUAAUGAGACCUCGCUGAGGAAUGUCAUCUCCUUGCAGGAGGAGAUUGCGCUUCUCUAUCAAGAGCAGAAUCCUCACAACCACGUCAUUCCACGAGUCUUCGGCGUGGUUGCGCCUCUCACAGAGCCUACACAAUGCUGCGACAGCAUCGUGGCUGGAGUGAAGCAACAUUCCAGUGGCACUGUCAACAUCCUUGUGCAGAACGCAGCCCUGCAAGAGACAAUGCCAAUUGAAGGCAUUGAUGAAGGACAUGUACGUCGCAUGCUGACAGCGAAUAUAUCGACCGCAGUUCAACUCGUUCAAGCCCUGCUGCCGCACUUCGCCCCGGAUAGUCGCAUCGUCAAUAUAUCGUCUGAGGGAGCACGCCAGAGUCAGCCAGCCCCAGUGACAUUGCUCUACGGGGCCUGUAAAGCAGCGCUAGAGUCCAUGACAAGGGUUUGGGCGGACGCACUGGGAACAAGGGCUGGUAUGGAGAGGACGACCGUAAAUUCGCUAAUUGUCGGGGUCACGAAGACGGGCGACACCGCGAACGGAUUACCUGAAGGCCUCCCUGAUAUCGAACCCGUCCGGCAACUCAUACAGUCAAAGAUGGAAGCGUGCAGCGUAGAUAGGAGGCUGGGCGAGGUUGGUGAUGUUGUUGAAGUUGUGGGCUGGCUGUGCUGUGAGAAGAGUCGAUGGGUAUCCGGGAGCGCCGUAUGCGCUAACGGGGGAACCGUCAAGAUAUUGUGAAAGGGUAGUCGAUCCUAGCAACGAGGGAACAGCAAACGAGGUGCAAACGAGGUGCAAUUCUACAACUGAGCUUCUGACAAAUGGCAAACCCAAU